Messenger RNA from Ichthyophthirius multifiliis, 2243 nucleotides. RefSeq lists its product as hypothetical. The record is from RefSeq and is a predicted model, not a curated record. Gene Ontology annotation, molecular function: heat shock protein binding; misfolded protein binding; ATP-dependent protein folding chaperone. NCBI's taxonomy places the organism in Eukaryota, Ciliophora, Oligohymenophorea, Hymenostomatida. Gene Ontology annotation, biological process: cellular response to unfolded protein; protein refolding. Gene Ontology annotation, cellular component: cytoplasm. The transcript has a single exon.
AAAAAUAAAAUAAUAUAAAAUAAAAAAAACUAAUUUAAUAAAAAAAUAACAAACACAUCAUAUAAAAAUGGCUUCUGAAAAAAAAUACGAAGGAACCGCAGUCGGUAUCGAUCUCGGAACUACUUAUUCUUGUGUCGGAGUAUUCAUGAACGACAAGGUAGAAAUCAUUGCAAACGACCAAGGUAAUAGAACUACCCCAUCAUAUGUUGCAUUCACCGAAACUGAAAGAUUAAUCGGAGAUGCUGCAAAGAACUAAGUAGCAAGAAACCCUACAAACACAAUCUUUGACGCCAAGCGUUUAAUCGGAAGAAAAUUUAAUGAAUCUGUAGUAUAAAAAGACAUUAAAUUAUGGCCUUUUAAAGUUGAACCCGGUCCUGAUGAUAAACCUAAGAUUGUCAUAAAAUAUAAGGGAGAAAUCAAAAAAUUCCACGCUGAAGAAAUCUCAUCUAUGGUUCUCGUUAAAAUGAGAGAAGUUGCCGAAGCUUUCUUAUCCAAAUAAGUUAAAAAUGCAGUCAUUACAGUCCCUGCCUAUUUCAAUGACUCCUAAAGAUAAGCCACUAAAGAUGCCGGUUCAAUUGCCGGUUUAAACGUCUUAAGAAUUAUCAAUGAACCCACCGCAGCUGCCAUAGCUUACGGUUUAGAUAAAAAAGGAAAAGGUGAAAGAAACGUCCUUAUCUUCGAUUUAGGUGGUGGUACUUUCGAUGUCUCCUUAUUAACUUUAGACGACGGUAUUUUCGAAGUCAAAGCCACUGCAGGAGAUACUCAUUUAGGAGGAGAAGAUUUCGAUAAUAACCUCGUAUAAUAUUGCGCUGCUGAAUUCUUAAAAAAGAAAGGAAUCGAUAUUAGAGAUAACCCAAGAGCCAUGAGAAGACUCAGAACUUAAUGCGAAAGAGCGAAAAGAAUUCUCUCAUCUUCAGCUUAAGCUACUAUUGAAGUCGAUGCACUUGCAGAAAGUGAAGAUUUCAUGUUGAAUAUUUCUAGACCUAAAUUCGAAGAAUUAUGUCUUUCUUAAUUCAAAGAAUGUAUCCCUCCAGUUGAAAAAGUACUCAAGGAUUCCGGAAUUUCUAAAAAUUAAAUUCAUGAAGUCGUCUUAGUUGGAGGAUCUACAAGAAUUCCCAAAAUUAUUUCAAUGAUCUAAGAAUUCUUCAACGGAAAAGAACCUAAUAGAUCUAUUAAUCCUGAUGAAGCUGUAGCUUAUGGAGCAGCUGUCUAAGCCGCUAUUUUAACUGGUUGUACUUCAGAAACUGUCUAAGAUGUCUUAUUAUUGGAUGUCGCUCCACUUUCAAUGGGAAUUGAAACUGCUGGUUAAGUCAUGACAGUUCUUAUCCCAAGAAACACUACUAUUCCUACUAAAAAAUCAUAAAUUUUCACCACUUAUGCUGAUAACUAACCCGGUGUACUCAUUUAAGUAUUCGAAGGUGAAAGAUAAUUAACUAAAGAUAACCAUUUAUUAGGUAAAUUCAACUUAGAAGGUAUCGCUCCUGCCCCUAGAGGUGUUCCUUAAAUCGAAGUCUCCUUCGAUAUUGAUGAGAACGGUAUUUUGAACGUCACAGCAACUGAUAAAGCUACUUCUAAGACUAAUAAAAUCACCAUUACAAAUAAUAAAGGAAGACUUUCUCCUGAAGAUAUUGAUAGAUUGGUAAAAGAAGCCGAAUAAUACAAAUCUUAAGAUGAAUAAAUCAAAAAAAAAAUCGAUGCGAAGAACAGCUUAGAAAACUACACUUAUUCGGUCAGAAAUACAUUAAAGGAUGAAAAAUUCAAAGAUAAAUUCUAAGGAGAUGAAAAAUCCAAAGUUGAAAAAGGACUCGAAGAAACAUAAAAAUGGCUCGAAGCUAACCAUGAUGCUGAACCUGAAGAAUAUGAAAAGAAAUUAAAAAGUUUAGAAGAUCUCUUCAACCCUGUUAUGGCUAGAAUAUAUCAAGCUACAGGUGGUGCUCCUGGUGGUAUGCCCGGCGGUAUGCCCGGUGGUAUGCCCGGUGGAUUCCCUGGUGGAUUCCCUGGUGGAGCAGGUGGAGCAGGUGGCGCUGGUGGAAAUGCCUCUAAUGUCGAUGAAGUAGAUUGAAAUUAAAUUUUAAAUACAUUUAUUUUUUUUAGUAUAAAAUAACAAAAAUUUAUUAAUUAGUGUAUUUUUGUAAAUAUAUUAAUUAAGUCUUUUAUGUUUUUUUUAUAUUUUUUUGUUUAAGGUUUUAUAUCUCUUUUUAAAGAAAACUUUUUAUAUUACAAAUAAUAUUUUUAAUUUUAUU